CCAUCUUGCCCUGGUUGUGACCCCGCCUGUCAGGAGGAGGAGGCGCUGCUGUCGGAGAUGGACGUGACGGGCCAGGCCUUCGAGGACAUGCAGGAGCAGAACCUGCGGCUGCUGCAGCAGCUGCGCGAGAAGGACGACGCCAACUUCAAGCUGAUGUCGGAGCGAAUCAAGGCCAACCAGAUCCACAAGCUCCUCCGCGAGGAGAAGGACGAGCUGGCCGAGCAGGUCCUGGCCCUCAAGGCCCAGGUGGAGGCGCAGCUGCAGGUGGUGCAGAAGCUGGAGGAGAAGGAGCGGGGCCUGCAGAGCGCCCUGGGGGCCGUGGAGAAGGAGCUGGCCCUGCGCUCGCAGGCCCUCGAGCUGCACAAGAGGAAGGUGAGCGGGCACGGGGGGGGCACAGGUGUGCCCAGGUAACCCCAGGUGUGUCCCAGGUGCCCCCAGG
This is a messenger RNA of Lepidothrix coronata (blue-crowned manakin), 439 nucleotides long. Its product is annotated as E3 ubiquitin-protein ligase BRE1B-like. The record is from RefSeq and is a predicted model, not a curated record. Gene Ontology annotation, cellular component: nucleus; HULC complex. Lineage: Eukaryota; Metazoa; Chordata; Aves; Passeriformes; Pipridae. Bases 58 to 411 code for a protein of 117 amino acids. The transcript is spliced from 3 exons. Gene Ontology annotation, molecular function: ubiquitin protein ligase activity.